AUGACAUAUUACGGUCAGCUUGUGGCCUGAUAGGAUACUGCUGCAAGCUACAGCCAAUACAUUCACUUCAAGGGAGAAGGCCAAAAUGGCUGCUAGAAUUUUGAAAGCCUCAACUGGCCUUACAGGUCUACCUGUAUCACAAAACCCAAGAAAGAUGUUGUUGCAUCUCUAUGGUUUGACCUUUGAAUCACUGGAAAAAAUGCCAGCCAGUGCCGCAUAUAGAAAAAACACAGAAAAAAUUUUAAAACAUAGGGUAGAUAUAGUUAAAUCUACUGAAGACAUCAUUCAGAUAGAAAAGAAAAUUAAUUGUGGUCAAAUAGAAGAAAUUAUUGUACAGGCAAAAAAUGAACUAUCACUUGCCAGGCGUAUGUUAAUAUGGCAACCAUGGGAACCACUCCUAGGAGAUGCUCCGAAGGAUCAGUGGAAAUGGCCUAUUUAACAAAUAAAAGUCCACAAACUGGGUUCAUACAAUUUUUUUUUUUUUUUUUUUUUUUUUUUAAUGUGUAAGUUAGCAGCAGAACUCUCAGAUUCUGGUGUGAAGGGAAUCAUGGAAGAGCGGACGCUUCCUACCUUCAGAAACCAUAAAGGUUAACAGAACAGUUUUCAACAUGGCCAUAAAACCUGAGAUCUAUUUCUUAAGAGCAGUAUGUUUGUUUGAGGAUGCAGAAAACUGUAAUCUCUAGCUUUCAUUUUAUAGCAAGGAUUAUUUUUCACCCUGUUUGCACGUAAUGGUUACCUCAGGAGAACCUGUUUGGUGCACAGUAUGAAGUACUAUGUGAGCUACAGUAAUGAAUGUUGCUAAGCACUCUACAUGAUUAGUAUUAAACACUGUGUUUGUUUUAUUAA
Lingula anatina is the source of this 846-nucleotide messenger RNA. Its product is annotated as NADH dehydrogenase [ubiquinone] 1 alpha subcomplex subunit 5. Lineage: Eukaryota; Metazoa; Brachiopoda; Lingulata; Lingulida; Lingulidae. Gene Ontology annotation, cellular component: respiratory chain complex I. Gene Ontology annotation, biological process: respiratory electron transport chain. The record is from RefSeq and is a predicted model, not a curated record.